GAACCUCCAUCGCUCUUACCUCCCAGUAUUGCCACUCCACUGCCCCGAAUUGCGACUCUUUGUACUACCGAAAAGCUCCGUACACAUAACCCUAACCAUCGCCUGGCUAGCUCGUGCUCGGCUGUCCCUUGCCAAGCUAGACUUGCGUCACCAGCACCCAGAUAGCUUUCUACCCACCCCAACACCCUAUUUGCGUCCCCGUAGUCGCGCAUACUUCUGACCCACCUCUCUGUCUACAUACUACCUCCAGCAAGAUGAGUAAAGUCGUGCGCAGCGUGAAGAACGUGACCAAGGGUUACUCGGGGGUGGAAGUGAAGGUCCGCAAUGCGACGAGCAACGACCCGUGGGGUCCUGUAGGCUCCGACAUGGCCGAGAUCGCUCAGAUCACCUUCAACAACUCGACCGACUUCUACCAAGUCAUGGAUAUGCUCGACAAGCGACUCAACGACAGGGGGAAGAACUGGCGUCACGUCUUGAAAUCGCUCAAGGUGCUCGACUACUGUCUGCAUGAGGGCUCGGAGCUGGUGGUGACGUGGGCGCGCAAGAACAUCUACAUUAUCAAGACAUUGCGAGAGUUUCAGCAUAUUGACGAGGAUGGGCGCGAUGUUGGCCAGAACGUACGAAUGGCAGCCAAGGAGUUGACCUCCCUGAUAAUGGAUGAGGAACGGCUACGCGCCGAACGAGCCGACCGGAAGUCGUGGAAAUCGCGCGUGACGGGUAUCGAGGAGUUUCCUGGAGGAGGGCAAGGCCCACACAACGGAGAAGGUUCACACAGACGCCCGCGCGAUGGCGAUCAGCGUCGACCCCGCAGGAACGAGGAGGAGGACCUUGAGCUCAGGCUGGCCCUAGAAGCGAGCAAGAACGAGGCAGAGGAAGAGAAGAAACGCCGGCAACGCACUGUUACGACUGUGGGUGACGACGACGAUCUUGCAAAGGCCAUUAAGUUGAGUAAAGAGGAGGAGGAGUUGCGUCGGAAGGAGCUAGAACAGACAAACGCAGACCUCCUCUUUGGGGAGACCACCGCGCAGCCAACCACUUAUCAACCCACGGGCAACAACCAGGGAUAUCAGCAACAGGGCCAAGUGGACUGGUUUGGCAAUCUCGUGGACCAAAACCAACAGCAACCUCAGAACACCGGAUUUCUCAACAACGCGUACUCUCAACCAACCGGUAUUCAAGGACAGCAGACGGGCUAUCAAAAUGGCUUUGGUGGCUAUGGUGGCUUCCAGCAGCAGCAGCAGCCUACUGGACUCGAUCAAUUCGGUGGCCAGCAACAGCAAUAUAUGCAACCACAGCAAACUGUUCAACCACAGCCAACUGCUUUCAACAUGAAUAACCCGUACGGCCAAUUCGGCGGGUUCGGCGGCGAUAUGGGCCAACAGCAGCAGCAGCAGCAGCAGCAACCGCUCCAGGACCAGAACACCCUCCAACCUGGCAGCCAUAAUCCGUGGGCAACGAACAAACCCCAGGAGUCUCUAAUGCCUCAACCCACUGGAUCUAACAACCCGUUCGCUCAAUCGUUCAAUCGACCGCAGCCCACGCAAGCGUUCACACAACCGAACCUCAACACCCUCCACGAGCAAAAGACACAAACACAAUUCAACAACACUUCGUUCAACCCUCCGGUGUCUUUCUCGACGCCUCAUCCAGCACAACCACAGCAGCCGCAACAACCGCAGAAGGAGAUGGACCCGCAUGCCGCCAGGCUCAACUCCCUUCUUGCGACAGGAGAGGGUCAGGAUACGUUCGGAAACGUUGGCAACCUCCGUAUGCCUGCCCAACAUACGGCUCCUGGGACAUUCGUCAACUCAGCCGGUGCUGGCCUGAACCGAAUCGGUGCCAAUGCAACUGGCAACAAUCCCUUCCUCAACUCUCAGUUUACUGGCCUGCCUCAGCAGAAUCGUAUAAUGCCCGCACAAACUGGACCGGCAGGCAACUUCGGCGCCAAUCCGUAUGGUAAUGCGAAUCCCUUUGGUGCUCAGCAGAACCAGCAGCGGCAGCCCGGUGGCAACAACCUGAUUGACUUAUAAGGUGACUGCGCGGGUAGAUAGCGACCCUUGAUUUUUCCUUGUCUGAUAUUUGGUGUGGAACGUUACCCAUUCACCUGCUUAUUCCUUCCGUCCGCAACACUCACUGGGCGGACGGAGAGAUUUGAAAGCUUCUCGACCCCAUGGCGAAAGUUACAGGGAGAAGCUUGAGAGUCAAGGAUUCUUUGGAUUGAUGCAUGCAGUAGAUAUGAUUCCCUUCAGGCAGAGCCAUUCUUACGUUCAUGAUGAGCAUGGGGUGUGCAUGAGCUGCAUGUGCGACCUUGAGCAGCCGAGAAGUGCUACAGUAGUAACUGUUAUAGAGGUGGAUUGGCUUCAAUGCGAUAGCUAGCUGAGUUGAUACUGCCACAUUUCUGUUUUCAAUCCCACAGUGCGAGUCAGGCUUCAACGAGAUAAGCCAAUGGCAGCUACGUAGAAAGUGAGUAAGACCGAGAAUUUAAUAAAUCGAGAGAUCCCACCAUCCG
Messenger RNA from Cucurbitaria berberidis CBS 394.84, 2509 nucleotides. Its product is annotated as ENTH-domain-containing protein. Gene Ontology annotation, cellular component: endosome; clathrin vesicle coat; plasma membrane. The coding region runs from base 255 to 2030 and encodes 591 amino acids. Gene Ontology annotation, molecular function: clathrin binding; phospholipid binding. Gene Ontology annotation, biological process: actin filament organization; endocytosis. The transcript has 4 exons. The record is from RefSeq and is a predicted model, not a curated record. Lineage: Eukaryota; Fungi; Ascomycota; Dothideomycetes; Pleosporales; Cucurbitariaceae.